This is a messenger RNA of Heterobasidion irregulare TC 32-1, 1754 nucleotides long. RefSeq lists its product as uncharacterized. The record is from RefSeq and is a predicted model, not a curated record. Gene Ontology annotation, molecular function: nucleic acid binding. Bases 9 to 1559 code for a protein of 516 amino acids. Lineage: Eukaryota; Fungi; Basidiomycota; Agaricomycetes; Russulales; Bondarzewiaceae. The transcript has 3 exons.
CGCCUCUGAUGCGAGAGUUCGGUGUGACCGUUGUCGGGCAGAUGACCAUCAUUCCUGCUCGGGAAUUACCUCCGCCGAGCGUGACGUAUCGACAGGGAACACCAAAGGUGGCUAAUGGAGGAUGGAAUAUUCUCAAUGUCAAGUUCCACGCCGGCGGCAAUCUCACGAACUGGAAAGUUCUUGUUGUCCGAGAACAAGGAAGAGGCUUUUCCGGUCCCAAUGACCCUGCCAUGACAGGUCUACUGCAUGCAUUUUCUAACAAAUGCAAGGAUAGUGGAAUGACAGUGCCAACUGGACCGCCUGAAAUUGUUCCUACGCCUGUGUUGCCAUCGAGGUCGGAAGAUCCUGGGAGACAGCGUGCAUUGGGCAUGAUAGAGGAAUCAAUCUUGCAGUUUGGCACCGGGAGAAUCAGUAUCAUCGUGGUUCUCCUUGCGGAGAGGGACGAUUUUAUCUAUCCAGGCAUCAAACGCAUGGCUGCCGUCCGUUUUGGGAUUCAAACUCAAUGCAUGUUGCUCAAGAACGCGCUGAAAGACCCCAGCAAACAAGACCAGUAUCUGUCAAACGUGGCACUCAAGGUCAACACCAAGCUUGGAGGCAUUAAUCAUCGUCUGGAUCCGCGAGCAAUGAGUUGGCUUACGCAGAAGAAGACGAUGAUGGUCGGCAUAGAUGUCACGCAUCCGGGUCCCAGCAGCGCGUCUGGAACGCCGUCUAUUGCCGGCGUCGUAGCUAGCAUAGACAACGAUUUCGUCCAGUUUCCGGCCAGUUUGAGGUUGCAGAAGUCCAAACAGGAGGGUAUCGCAGAGCUGGCGACGAUGAUGAUCGAGCGUCUGCAGCUGUUCCGCAAGCACAGCAAAUCUUUGCCCGAUCGUGUUCUCGUUUUCCGCGAUGGCGUAUCAGAGGGCCAAUUCGACAAAGUGCUCAGAGACGAGCUGCCCCAGAUCAUCGAGGCAUUCAAACGAAUCGACCCAAACAACCCGCGCUAUCGCCCCUCUUUAUCCAUCACCAUUUGCGGGAAACGCCAUCAUGCUCGCUUCCCAGCAACAGAUGUGAGCUCAGCUGACCGCAAUGGGAACACGCGUCCGGGGACGGUCGUUGACAAAGGCAUCACGUCCAUAUUUGACUUCGACUUCUACCUUCAGGCGCACGCGGGUCUGCAAGGAACCGUGCGUCCGACGCAUUACUCCGUCAUAUACGACGAGAACAGGUUGGGCGCGGACGAGAUUCAGCAGGGCGUGCACGCCACGUCGUAUCUCUACGCGCGCGCCACGAAGGCGGUCAGCCUCAUUCCCGCCGCAUAUUAUGCAGACGUGGUAUGCGAGCAGGCGCGGUACUGGAUUCACGGGUUUUUGAACCAGGGCGGCGAUGCGUCUUCCACGGGUGGGGAGAGCUCGGCUGCAACGAGGGGACGAGGCGGUGCUGCUGGUCGCGGCGGGCGAGGCGGGAGCGAGAGGAUGACCCAAGCGAGGGACGCUGCUGAACUUCGCGUGUAUCAGGCUGCCGAGAGGAUGUGGGGCAAUGGCUUGCACAAUAAUCUCAAGGACACCAUGUUUUAUCUGUGAGUUUUUGAUCGUGUGUUGAACCUUGUACAACUGUAGUUUCGUUCUCGCAUUGGUGUCGUCGUUGUCAUGUUUAGUCAGUUCUUUUUGGUUGCUUUCUUGUCUGCAAUGUAAUAUAUCUGUUUCUGAAUUCUGUUGUUGCAUCGACUAAGACGAUACUUUGAGGCAUCGUUCAUCAUACGAUAUCCUGGCAAACUU